UGUGCAUGCUAGGCAAGUGCUGUACCACUGAACUUUUCCCAGUCUGUCAAUCAUCGUUUAAAGAAAGAACAUUUAAAAUGAGAAGAAACAGGAUUUUUUUGCCUUUACGUUUCUGGUACUCUUCAUUGAACUGUGUGGAUACAGUUUUUCAUCUUUUAUGAUUUUCUUUCCUCCUGAAGAACUUGACCUUUUUUUUUAAUAGUACAGAUCUGUUGAUUACAUCCUUUUUUCAAAUUUUUGUCUCUGUUGAAAUUUUUUAUUUUGCUUUUAUUUUUGAAAGAUAUUUUAAUUGAAUAUGGAAUUCUAGGUCAGUAGUUUCAUGUUUUAAGUUUUUCAGUGAUGUCCUUCCUUCUUUUGCCUUCUAAGUUUCAGAUAAGGUGUCUUUGUUUAUUUUUAUCUUUGUUCUUCUGUAUAAUUAAUCAUUUUCUUUUUAAGAUUCUUCCCUUAUCACCAGAUUUCAGCAGUUUAUAACAUGCAUUGGCAGAUUGUGUGUACAUGUACGAGCAUGUGUGUGUGUGCAUGUGUGUUUGUUUAUUCUUGUUUGAGAUUUUUGGAUCUGGGUUUUAUAUUCAACCAAUUUUAGAAAAAUUCUGAUCAUGAUUUCUUUAAAUAAUAUCUUCUGUUCAUUCCAUAUGUAGAUUUUCAUCUCAAAAUAUUGGGCCUACUAAAGCCCCAGAACUCUGUUUUCUUUAUAAUUAUUAUUAUAUUAUGGUUUGUGGUCUGUGCUUUGCUUUGAAGAGUUUUGGUUUCCAUUUCUCCCAGCUUACUGAUCUUUUUUAAAAAAUUUUUUUUUCCCUGUAGUGUAAUCUUCUCUGGGUCCCAUCCAGAGAAUUUAUUGUUUUGGAUACAUUAGUGCUCUUUUAUCCAUGGUUUCAUUUUCAGUUACCCAAGGUCAACCAUGUGAACAUAUUAAAUGAAAAAUUUCAGAAAUAAACAAUUCAUAUGCUUUAAAUUGCAUGCCAUUCUGAGUACCAUAAUGAACUCUUGCUUUGCCCUGCUCUGUUCUGCCCAGGACAUGAACCAUUCCUUUGUCCAGUGUGUCCAUGCUGUAUAUGCUACCCACCUGAUAGUCAUUUAGAAGCCACCUCAGUUACCAGAUUAACUAUUGUGGUGUCACAGUGCUUGUUUUCAGAUAACCCACACAAGCCCUUAGCAAGUAAGGAAAGUUGGCAUCCAAGGGCAGAGCUCUUCCCCCUGUCUGUGUACUAGCAGUGGUGAUGAACUGAAAGCAGCCAGAGGCUCUGUUCCCUCAAACUGAUAGCAGGAAUGUACACAGAGGAGCUGAUUUUGGCCAUGUGCAGGUCUGCAGAAGGAAAGAAAGAAACUCUGGACUCACUAAUCUACUUUAUGUCUACUCUGGAACUUCAUAUUAAUAGAAGCUUCAGCACCAGUCAGCAAAGUGAAUAAAUACUGUGCUUCUUCCAACUUUCAUUCCACUUGGGGACAAAAGGAUAUCAUCAUGUCAAACAUUACGAUUGACCCCGAUGUCAAGCCUGGUGAAUAUGUCAUCAAGAGCCUCUUUGCAGAAUUUGCUGUUCAAGCUGAAAAGAAAAUUGAAGUUGUAAUGGCCGAGCCCUUGGAAAAGCUGUUGUCCAGAUCUCUUCAGCGGGGUGAAGAUCUUCAGUUUGACCAGUUGAUAAGCUCUAUGAGCUCAGUAGCAGAGCACUGUCUCCCUUCCUUACUUCGCACCUUGUUUGACUGGUACAGACGCCAAAAUGGAACCGAAGAUGAAUCUUACGAGUACAGGCCUCGAUCUAGCACAAAGACUAAGGGGGAUGAGCAGCAACGUGAAAGAGAUUAUCUUCAGGAAAGGCGGGACUUAGCAGUAGAUUUCAUUUUUUGUUUAGUUUUAGUUGAAGUUCUAAAGCAGAUUCCCGUUCAUCCUGUACCCGAUCCCUUAGUUCAUGAAGUUCUAAACUUAGCUUUUAAGCACUUUAAACAUAAGGAAGGAUAUUCAGGAACCAACACUGGGAAUGUGCACAUCAUUGCAGAUUUAUACGCAGAGGUGAUAGGGGUUCUUGCCCAGUCAAAGUUUCAGGCUGUAAGGAAGAAGUUUGUGACAGAAUUAAAAGAACUGCGACAAAAGGAACAAAGCCCCCAUGUGGUACAAAGUGUCAUCAGCUUAAUAAUGGGAAUGAAAUUUUUCCGGGUGAAAAUGUAUCCUGUAGAAGAUUUUGAAGCAUCAUUCCAGUUUAUGCAGGAAUGUGCUCAGUAUUUCUUAGAAGUAAAAGAUAAAGAUAUAAAGCAUGCACUUGCUGGUUUAUUUGUGGAGAUUCUUAUCCCUGUAGCUGCUGCUGUUAAAAAUGAAGUGAAUGUCCCCUGUUUGAAAAAUUUUGUGGAGAUGCUUUAUCAGACUACUUUUGAACUGAGCUCCAGGAAGAAGCAUUCAUUGGCUUUGUAUCCUCUAAUUACCUGCCUUUUAUGUGUCAGUCAGAAACAGUUUUUUUUAAAUAACUGGCAUAUUUUCCUACAGAACUGUUUGUCACAUUUAAAGAAUAAAGAUCCUAAAAUGUCUCGAGUUGCACUGGAAUCUUUGUAUAGAUUGUUGUGGGUUUACGUAAUUAGAAUAAAAUGUGAAAGCAACACUGUAACUCAAAGUCGUCUUAUGAGCAUAGUGUCAGCACUUUUCCCAAAAGGUUCUCGAAGUGUGGUUCCUCGUGACACACCUCUGAAUAUCUUUGUGAAGAUUAUUCAGUUCAUUGCUCAGGAACGUUUGGAUUUUGCAAUGAAAGAAAUAAUAUUUGAUCUUCUCAGUGUUGGAAAAUCUACUAAAACUUUCACCAUUAAUCCAGAGAGAAUGAACAUAGGCCUCAGAGUUUUCCUUGUAAUAGCAGACAGUUUGCAGCAAAAAGAUGGCGAACCACCCAUGCCGACAACAGGAGUUAUUCUGCCCUCAGGAAAUACUCUUCGUGUAAAGAAAAUUUUUCUCAACAAAACCUUGACAGAUGAAGAGGCAAAAGUCAUAGGAAUGUCAGUUUACUAUCCUCAAGUAAGAAAAGCAUUAGAUAGCAUUCUCCGACAUUUGGACAAAGAAGUUGGGAGACCAAUGUGCAUGACCAGUGUGCAGAUGUCUAAUAAGGAGCCUGAAGACAUGAUUACGGGGGAAAGAAAACCCAAAAUUGAUUUGUUUAGAACUUGUGUUGCUGCAAUUCCAAGGUUGAUUCCUGAUGGUAUGAGCAGAACUGACCUCAUUGAGUUAUUAGCAAGGCUCACGAUUCACAUGGAUGAAGAACUGCGUGCUCUGGCUUUCAAUACUCUGCAGGCACUAAUGCUCGACUUUCCAGACUGGCGGGAGGAUGUUCUUUCAGGAUUUGUUUAUUUUAUUGUUCGUGAAGUGACUGAUGUCCAUCCCACCCUUCUUGAUAAUGCUGUAAAGAUGUUGGUACAAUUAAUAAAUCAGUGGAAACAAGCAGCCCAAAUGCAUAACAAAAGCCAGGACUCACAGCAUGGCGUGGCUAAUGGAGCAUCUCAUCCCCCUCCUCUGGAGAGGAGCCCGUAUUCCACUGUGUUCCACGUGGUUGAAGGGUUUGCUCUUGUCAUUCUCUGUAGCAGCCGACCUGCCACUAGGAGAUUAGCCGUCAGUGUCCUUAGAGAAAUACGGGCUUUAUUUGCACUUUUGGAAAUGCCUAAGGGUGAUGAUGAAUUAGCCAUAGAUGUGAUGGACAGGCUGAGCCCAUCCAUUCUUGAGAGCUUUAUACAUCUCACAGGGGCCGAUCAGACUACUUUGCUGUAUUGCCCUAGCUCGAUAGAUUUACAGACAUUAGCAGAAUGGAACUCUUCUCCUAUUAGCCACCAGUUUGAUGUGAUUAGCCCAUCACACAUAUGGAUAUUUGCACAUGUGACUCAAGGCCAAGACCCAUGGAUUAUAAGUCUCUCUAGUUUUUUAAAGCAAGAAAACCUUCCCAAACACUGCUCGACAGCCGUGAGUUAUGCUUGGAUGUUCGCAUAUACAAGGCUGCAGUUGUUGUCUCCCCAGGUUGAUGUAAAUAGCCCCAUUAAUGCUAAGAAAGUAAAUACAACCUCGAGCAGCGACUCGUACAUCGGCCUCUGGAGAAAUUACCUGAUUCUUUGCUGUAGUGCAGCAAUGUCCUCAUCGUCUUCAGCAUCUGCAGGCUCUGUGAGGUGUUCUCCUCCUGAGACGCUGGCGUCCACCCCCGAUAGUGGCUACAGCAUUGAUUCCAAAAUCAUCGGCAUCCCAUCCCCAUCGUCCUUGUUUAAGCACAUAGUUCCCAUGAUGCGCUCUGAGAGCAUGGAAAUCACAGAAUCCCUCGUUCUAGGUCUUGGCAGGACCAACCCAGGAGCUUUCAGGGACCUAAUAGAGGAAUUACAUCCCAUAAUUAAAGAAGCACUCGAAAGAAGGCCAGAGAAUAUGAAGCGGCGCAGGCGUCGAGACAUUUUACGAGUGCAGCUGGUACGAAUAUUUGAACUGCUGGCAGACGCUGGUGCCAUUAGUCACAGUGCAAGUGGUGGCCUUGAUAAUGAAACACAUUUCCUCAACAACACUUUAUUGGAGUAUGUAGAUCUAACUAGACAACUCCUGGAAGCAGAAAAUGAAAAAGACUCUGACACACUGAAGGAUAUACGAUGCCAUUUUAGUGCCUUAGUGGCGAAUAUUAUUCAGAAUGUUCCAGUGCACCAGAGAAGAAGUAUUUUUCCUCAACAGAGCCUUCGACACAGUCUGUUUAUGCUGUUCAGUCACUGGGCAGGUCCUUUUAGCAUCAUGUUUACGCCCUUGGACAGAUACAGUGAUAGGAAUAUGCAAAUUAAUAGACAUCAGUAUUGUGCAUUAAAGGCUAUGUCUGCUGUACUAUGUUGUGGCCCUGUUGCAGAUAAUGUAGGACUUUCAUCAGAUGGCUACUUGUACAAAUGGCUGGAUAACAUCUUGGACUCUCUGGACAAAAAGGUUCAUCAGUUGGGCUGUGAAGCAGUCACGUUGUUGCUGGAGCUGAACCCUGAUCAGAGCAACCUGAUGUACUGGGCUGUGGAUCGAUGUUAUACGGGUUCCAGGCGGGUAGCUGCUGGCUGCUUUAAAGCCAUCGCUAAUGUAUUCCAGAACAGGGAUUAUCAGUGUGACACCGUGAUGCUCCUAAAUCUGAUACUGUUUAAAGCAGCUGAUUCUUCUAGAAGUAUCUAUGAAGUUGCUAUGCAACUUUUACAGAUCCUGGAACCGAAGAUGUUUCGUUAUGCUCACAAAUUAGAGGUUCAGAGAACGGAUGGAGUCCUCAGCCAGCUGUCUCCUCUGCCACAUCUGUACUCUGUUUCUUAUUACCAGCUGUCUGAGGAGUUAGCAAGGGCAUAUCCCGAGCUCACUCUCGCCAUAUUCUCAGAGAUAAGCCAGAGGAUUCAGACAGCUCACCCCGCAGGACGGCAGGUCAUGCUGCACUACUUGUUACCAUGGAUGAACAACAUCGAGUUGGUAGAUUUAAAACCUUUGCCCACAGCAAGGCGACAGGAUGAAGAGGAAGAUGAUUCAUUAAAAGACCGAGAACUCAUGGUGACAAGCAGGCGCUGGUUACGGGGAGAAGGCUGGGGGUCCCCGCAAGCCACUGCCAUGGUCCUGAACAACCUAAUGUACAUGACAGCAAAGUAUGGUGAUGAGCUGGCCUGGUCAGAGGUGGAGAACGUGUGGACCACACUUGCAGAUGGCUGGCCGAAAAACCUGAAAAUCAUUUUGCACUUUUUGAUCAGCAUUUGUGGGGUGAAUAGUGAACCAAGCCUCUUGCCUUAUGUGAAGAAGGUUAUCGUUUAUUUGGGUAGAGACAAAACAAUGCAGUUGCUAGAAGAGCUGGUGAGUGAGCUUCAGCUGACAGAUCCCGUCAGUUCUGGCGUCAUUCACAUGGAUAACCCCCCCUACUAUCGCAUCACCUCCAGCUGCAAAGUCCCUUCUGUCACCUCAGGAACUACUUCUAGUAGCAAUACAAUGGUAGCCCCCACAGAUGGCAACCCUGAUAUUAAGCCCAUAAAGGAGAAUCUUGAAGAGAGCUAUGUGCACCUGGACAUCUACAGUGGAUUAAACAGUCACUUAAACCGUCAACACCACAGACUAGAAUCUCGAUAUAGUAGCAGCUCUGGAGGAUCUUAUGAAGAAGAAAAAAGUGAUUCAAUGCCACUUUAUUCUAAUUGGCGACUGAAAGUGAUGGAGCAUAACCAAGGAGAACCACUGCCCUUCCCACCAGCUGGAGGCUGCUGGUCACCACUGGUGGAUUACGUGCCUGAAACGUCAUCACCUGGAUUACCUCUUCACAGGUGUAACAUAGCAGUUAUCCUUCUGACUGAUCUGAUCAUUGAUCAUAGUGUGAAGGUAGAAUGGGGAAGCUACCUCCAUCUUCUUCUUCAUGCAAUUUUUAUAGGGUUUGACCACUGCCACCCUGAGGUGUAUGAACAUUGCAAACGCCUGCUUCUGCACUUAUUAAUAGUGAUGGGGCCCAACAGUAACAUCCAAACUGUUGCUUCUGUCCUACUCAGGAACAAGGAGUUCAAUGAGGCCAGGGUGCUGACAGUCAAACACACUGCAAACUCAGAUUACACUUUCACAGCAGGCAUUAAUGAUUUUAUACCUGAUUACCAGCCCUCCCCUAUGACCGACUCAGGGCUUAGCUCAAGUUCUACCUCUUCUAGCAUCAGCUUAGGAAACAACAGCGCUGCCAUUUCACACCUGCACACCACGCUCCUCAAUGAGGUGGACAUCUCGGUGGAGCAGGAUGGAAAAGUCAAAACCCUCAUGGAAUUCAUUACCUCAAGGAAAAGAGGGCCUCUUUGGAACCAUGAGGACGUGUCUGCCAGGAAUCCUAGCAUAAAGAGUGCUGAACAGUUAACUACGUUUUUGAAACAUGUGGUUUCUGUUUUUAAGCAGUCAAGCUCAGAAGGAAUUGAUCUGGAACAUCAUCUUAGUGAAGUUGCUCUGCAAACGGCGCUUUCCUGUUCUUCUCGGCACUAUGCUGGGAGAUCCUUUCAGAUAUUCAGGGCCCUGAAGCAGCCUCUGUCUGCAACUACGCUUUCUGAUGUUCUCUCCAGACUUGUGGAAACUGUCGGGGAUCCAGGAGAAGAUGCACAGGGAUUUGUGAUUGAGCUGCUUCUCACCUUGGAAUCUGCAAUUGAUACUUUGGCUGAAACCAUGAAGCAUUACGAUCUUCUCUCUGCCCUUUCUCAAACCUCAUACCAUGAUCCUAUAAUGGGAAACAAGUAUGCAGCUAACAGGAAAAGCACUGGACAACUCAAUCUAAGCACAAGUCCCAUUAAUAGGAGCAAUUAUUUGGGAUAUAACAGUAAUACAAGAAGUAACUCUUUGAGAUUAAGUUUAAUUGGUGACCGAAGAGGUGACAGGCGGCGCAGUAACACACUGGAUAUAAUGGAUGGACGGAUAAACCAUAGCAGUAGCUUAGCCAGGACUAGAAGCCUCUCCUCUCUGCGAGAGAAAGGCCUGUAUGAUGUGCAGUCCACUACUGAGCCCACCAACUUGAUGGCCACCAUCUUUUGGAUCGCAGCAUCUUUAUUGGAAUCAGAUUAUGAAUAUGAAUACCUCCUGGCUCUCCGGCUUCUCAACAAACUGCUUAUCCACUUGCCGUUGGAUAAAUCAGAGAGUCGAGAGAAGAUUGAAAAUGUACAAAGCAAAUUGAAAUGGAAUAACUUUCCAGGCCUCCAGCAGCUCUUCCUUAAAGGUUUUACCUCAGUGUCUACCCAAGAAAUGACCGUGCACCUCCUCAGUAAACUCAUUUCUGUCUCCAAGCACACCUUGGUGGAUCCUUCCCAGUUGUCAGGCUUUCCUCUUAACAUCCUUUGCUUAUUGCCUCACUUAAUCCAGCAUUUUGACAGCCCAACUCAGUUUUGCAAAGAAACAGCUAGUCGAAUAGCAAAGGUUUGCGCAGAAGAAAAAUGCCCCACGCUUGUGAAUCUGGCUCACAUGAUGAGUCUGUACAGCACACACACGUACUCCAGAGACUGUUCUAACUGGAUCAAUGUCGUGUGUAGAUACCUGCAUGACUCCUUCUCAGAUACAACAUUUAAUCUUGUGACUUACCUUGCAGAGCUGUUAGAAAAAGGAUUGUCCAGUAUGCAACAAUCAUUACUUCAGAUUAUCUAUAGCCUGUUGAGUCACAUUGACCUGUCUACAGUCCCAGCCAAACAGUUUAAUCUGGAAAUCAUAAAGAUUAUUGGCAAAUAUGUGCAGAGUCCUUACUGGAAGGAAGCCCUCAACAUAUUGAAGCUAGUGGUGUCACGCUCUGCAAGUCUGGUGGUGCCCAGCGAUAUCCCCAAGACCUAUGGAGGAGAUAUAGGUUCUCCUGAAAUAUCCUUCACUAAAAUUUUUAAUAAUGUCUCUAAGGAGUUGCCUGGGAAGACCUUAGACUUUCAUUUUGACAUCUCUGAGACACCCAUCAUUGGAAAUAAAUAUGGUGAUCAGCACAGUGCCGCUGGAAGGAAUGGGAAGGCAAAAGUGAUCGCUGUGACGAGAAGCACCUCCUCCACCUCCUCUGGCUCCAACUCCAAUGCCUUGGUUCCUGUCAGCUGGAAAAGGCCACAGCUAUCACAGCGAAGAACAAGAGAAAAGCUAAUGAGUGUGCUUUCUCUCUGUGGUCCAGAUUCUGGCCUCCCGAAGAAUCCCUCUGUUGUGUUUUCUUCGAAUGAGGAUUUGGAUGCCGGUGACCAACAGACUAGCCUGAUUUCUACGACGGAAGAUGUAAUUCAAGAGGAGGAAGUGGCAGUGGAAGAUAAUACCAGUGAACAGCAGUUUGGUGUUUUUAAGGAUUUUGACUUUUUAGAUGUUGAACUGGAAGAUGCAGAGGGUGAAAGCAUGGACAAUUUCAACUGGGGAGUCCGCCGGCGCUCGCUGGACAGCAUUGACAAAGGGGACACGCCAUCCCUCCAGGAGUACCAGUGUUCAAGCAGCACCCCCAGCCUGACCCUGACAAACCAGGAGGACACAGAUGAGUCCUCAGAGGAAGAAGCAGCCCUCACAGCGAGCCAGAUCCUGUCACGCACACAGAUGCUAAACAAUGACCCUGCUGUGGAUGAGGCAUUGACAGAGCACCCAGACUUGCUCCUGCAGUCUCAGGAUUCCACUGGCAGCAAUACAGCCGAGGAGGUGCUACAGAUCAGAGAUGAGACCCCCGGUGUGGAGGCUCGUCUAGAUAAUGCUAGCAGCCAGCUGCCUGAGGAUACAGGUUCAGUAUUAAAGGAGGAACAUGUUACAGCCUUUGAAGGUGAAGGGUCAUGUGUUACUCAAGAGCAGCAGGACUCUCUUGUGGGUCAAGGAAUGCUUGAUUUAGAAGAAACUGAAAUGCCAGAGCCUCUGGCUCCUGAAAGCUACCCUGAAUCAGUCUGCGAAGAGGACGUGACCUUGGCUUUGAAAGAGCUGGAUGAGAGAUGUGAAGAAGAGGAAGCGGACUUCUCCGGACUGUCCAGUCAAGACGAGGACGAACAAGAUGGUUUUCCAGAAGUACAGACAUCACCUCUCCCAUCACCUUUUCUUUCUGCCAUAAUUGCGGCUUUUCAGCCCGUGGCCUAUGAUGAUGAAGAGGAAGCCUGGCGCUGCCACGUCAAUCAGAUGCUGUCUGACACCGAUGGAUCCUGUGCGGUGUUUACUUUCCAUGUGUUUUCAAGGCUGUUUCAGACAAUUCAAAGAAAGUUUGGCGAAAUAACUAAUGAGGCAGUCGGCUUUCUUGGUGAGAGUCUGCAGCGCAUUGGUACCAAAUUUAAAAGCUCGUUGGAAGUGAUGCUGAUGUGUUCAGAAUGCCCGACAGUCUUUGUGGAUGCUGAAACACUGGUGUCAUGUGGUUUGCUAGAAACACUCAAGUUCAGUGUUUUGGAGCUGCAAGAACACCUGGAUACCUACAAUGCCAAAAGAGAAGCAGCUGAGCAGUGGUUAGACAAUUGUAAGAAGACGUUUGGUGCUAAAAAAGACACAUAUUGGAUAAACACAGAUGCACAACAAAUGGAAAUUCUAGCAGAACUGGAGCUCUGCCGAAGGUUAUACAAACUGCAUUUUCAGUUGCUGCUUCUCUUCCAGGCCUACUGUAAACUUAUCAACCAAGUAAAUGCAAUAAAAAAUGAAGCAGAGGUCAUCAACAUGUCGGAGGGGCUUGCCCAGCUGGAAAGUAUACUCAAAGAAGCCGAGGCUGCUUCGGAAAACGAAGAAAUCGACAUUUCCAAAGCUGUGCAAACCACGAUAGAAACUGCCAUUCAUUCUCUAAUUGAAACUUUGAAAAAUAAGGAAUUUAUUUCAGCUGUAGCACAAGUCAAAGCUUUCAGAACUCUGUGGCCCAGCGACAUCUUUGGCAGCUGUGACGAUGACCCUGUGCAGACGCUGCUGCAUAUCUACUUCCAUCAUCAGACACUGGGCCAGACGGGCAGCUUUGCAGUCAUAGGCUCUAACCUGGACAUGUCAGAAGCCAACUACAAACUGAUGGAGCUCAAUCUGGAGAUAAGAGAGUCUCUGCGCAUGGUGCAAUCCUACCAGCCUCUAACACAGGCCAGGCCCGUUGCAAACAUGGUGAGCACCGGGUUCUGAGAAGUGUCAGACAUUACAGAGAGGAAAACUAAACUGCAGAUGAUUAAGAAUAUUAACCAAGCACCUUUUAUGAACCCUUGCAAUUCACUGAGAACUUUUCUGGCAGCGUUUACAAUUAAAGCGUAACAAAUGGCAAACCAUGAAAAGCAAAGAUCUGAAGAGAGGACUAUUUAACAGCUGCCAAUACCUCCCAUAACAACUGUAUGAAAAAAAUUUUUUAGUUACUUAACCUACGUGAGAAGAAAAGGGCUAAAAGUGAUGCAUAUAUUACUUUCUGGAGAAAGAAGAAUUCCAAGAGAGUCUGCAAUAACGGCCUGUAAUUCUGAGACAUGGAGAGCAGGUGACAUGGGGCUGAAAUGGAGGCUGGUUCAUUGUAGCUGAAGACCUGCAAAGUGACUUGGAUUUCUACCAGUCAUCAACAUAAUCCACAGUUACUACUUCAUCAUCUACGUGAACAUCCAGUAGGACAGCUAUACACAAGACUUAUUUGCAAAAAAAAAAAAAAAAAAAAAAAAUUGAGUUUUUUUUUUUUUUCCAACUUAUGGGAUAAGGGUUUGGAGUGUUUUUGUUUCUUGGUCUGUGUAAGGAAUUGUGUGUGUGAGUUGGGAUGUGUGAAUAUGUGACAGUCCUAUUUUCAAGGUAUGGAUGUCUGGUGAUUACUCUCAGAGCAUGCCUAAAAGAGCACUGCAAGAUUAUUUUUGAAGAAAUUUUAUUUUAUUAGCUCUAACUCUUCCUAGUGUGUAAAUGUUAGAACAUUUUAAUAAUAUUUUAAAACUGGGCCUUCCCAGUAUUUCAAAAAGAAAUAAUAUAUCUGUUAACGUUAUUGGAAUGCUGCUCAGUUCUCUGAUCAGUGCUUAUGUUAUGAUUGUUGAUAACUAACCAAAGUAGACGCCUGCAGAGACUUUAAAAUGUAAAAUAAAGAUGUGUGCUGCCCGUCAGCUAUUCUCCUUAGAAAAGUUAACUUAUUUUACUCCAUAAUUAUUACAGGAACUGUAUAGACUAAAACCAGUAUUUUCUUGUACAUUCGUGCCAUGCACUGUUAUACAAGAAUAGGUGUACAAAGCUAAAGGAAAAAUUGUGGUCACUGAUGACAGAAUAUGUGGUUUGCAGAUUCUGAAGUACGCAGAAUUCAAGAGAAGAGAUGCAAAAUGCAUUUUUAUGUGUUUAUUCAGGACUCACAUUUCUUAAAGGAACCUGGGGCUAUGGGACAAAAAGAAAGGAAGCCUGAAGACUGACUACCAAAACACGCAAUAUACUUAUCCACUGUCUGAGUCUGUAGCAUAACACGAACUGGAUUCUCUGUCCUUUUUUAAAUAGCAUUUUGUAAAAAGAAAUGAAUGUAGUCCCACGACUCCUGAUUUGAAAGGAACACCUUGUAUUUUUUAUAUGCAUCUCUUACCCACUGUGACUUUCUUUUUCAACUAGGCUCUGUGAUUCCAGAGUUUGGAAUGUAGAAAUGAAAUGCUUAGCUUUGCCUUUUCUUGGGGGUGUGGACCCUGCCAGAAAUGUAAUUAUGCUCAAGUGCAUUAAUUGAAGGCACUGUGCACGCCGUUGGACUGCUGACCACAGUUAUGUCUCCUGCAAGAUUCCAUAACUGGUCACGGCACAUUCAUAAUCACUGUAUUUUUUUGACCCUGAUAAAAAAAAUUAUUUUAACGGUGUUCUGGUACUGUAAAUGGUGUCCUUUAAAUUAUUUAAUAAGUGUUGGGUGUGGGGCAGGCAGAGAGGGAUGGUGUCCAGAGACACACCACACUUUACAUCCUAGCUUACUCUCCCCUUUUUUUUCCUCACCCUCCUUAGAUCCUUUUUGUUAAAAAUAAAAAGCAUUGUAGCUCUUGGUUUGUGUGGUAUUUUUAAAAUGGAUGAACGACUGUAGUGUGCAUCAUUUAGAAACUUUAAAGGGUACCUGCAGAGCUCUCAAGUAACUUUUAAAAAAGAGAACAAAAGUAGUCAAAAUAGACUGCCCAAACCAAAACUUUCAACAGUUGAAAACUGGCCUUUUGCAUUUAUAUGUAAUUUAGAAAUAUAUAAAAAUGAGUACACCU
Molecule: messenger RNA, 12549 nt
Organism: Castor canadensis (American beaver)
Lineage: Eukaryota; Metazoa; Chordata; Mammalia; Rodentia; Castoridae
Source: RefSeq, a predicted model, not a curated record